CAAAAUGUGACCUUGAGCUCAAGUGAUUUCAUAACUCUAUUUUAAGUAUCCGAGAGUAACGUGUGGUAUCUCGGUAUGCCUCGCUGUCGUAAAGAAAAAAAGAUUCCUUACAGGACUGAUGAUAUGGUACAAAACGUCAGAAGUUCUUUUAUUAGAGAAGGAGAAAAUAAUUUGCGCAAUUACUCGGAACCUGUUGACGAUCGCAUGAAAGAUAUAUUCGUACAAUGCCAGUGAAUUGAGAAAAUCAGCAUAUUAUGCAAAUCAUUAUAAUCUGUAGUCAUUUAUACCUUUUAUACUACUUCUGUAUAUAUCCGAUUAUCUGUAAUUUGGGACAGCUAUAUUUAAAAUGUAUCCUGGAAUAUGAAUUCCAUGAGCAAGUGAAAAAGUACACACUAUCAUAUAUUGAUAUUGAAUUUCUACCAUUAUCUAAUGUUGUAGGAUGCGUAUGAUCGUAUGAAACCGUCAAAUAUGUACAACGACAUGUCAAAUAAAGCAAGGUCGUAUUCAAAAUGGAAUGAUUAUGAUCGCUCGCGUCCGAUCGAUUCGUACAGUAGAAAUAUUCGAGACGGAUUUGAGCCACGAAACGCCUCUCCAUACGCAAAGAAUUUAAUGGGUGAUUUACCAACAACAAGAAAUAUUCGAGACGGAUUUGAACCACGAAACACUUCUCCAUACUCAAGGAAUUUAAUGGGUGAUUUACCAACAACAAGAAAUAUUCGAGACGGAUUUGAACCACGAAACGCCUCUCCAUACUCAAGGAAUUUAAUGGGUGAUUUACCAGUACCUAGAAGCACUUAUACUGCACAUGAACCGCGCCGCUUAUCACCAUAUGCCAGUCGUUCAAAUAAUUUAAUGGGAGAUUUGCCGGACGUUCAACACAAUCGGGAAACUUAUGAACCUCACUAUAUUCCUGUGAAAUUAAAUCGUUCAAAUAAUUUAAUGAAUAAUGUGUCAGAACCUAGAAAUAUUCGAGACGGAUUCGAACCACGAAACGCCUCUCCAUACUCAAGGAAUUUAAUGGGUGAUUUACCAACAACAAGAAAUAUUCGAGACGGAUUUGAACCACGAAACGCCUCUCCAUACUCAAGGAAUUUAAUGGGUGAUUUACCAGUACCUAGUUCUGUUUCUAGUAAUGGAAACACAUAUUCGUACUCUAUUCCACAACGUCCCAAUUUGAAAAUAGUUCGCGAAGAGGAUACAUUUAACAGAUAUAUGGAUUAGAAUAAAACAUGACGUUAAUUUCAUCACUUUGACAAAUACACCAGAAUUAAUAGUGAUUUGAAACAAAUAACACAGUAGUAUCAUAAAAUUAUGGAUAAACUAUAUAUGAGUGUAGACAAAUUAUUUUUUAAGAAUAUUUAAUAUUUUUUAGUUAUAUGUAAAAUAAGAUUUUAAUUUAAUCAUUUAUUUGUAUUUUGUUUUAAAUAUAGAAAAAUAUUUAAUA
This is a messenger RNA of Schistosoma bovis, 1444 nucleotides long. The record is from the annotation of a GenBank genome assembly. Lineage: Eukaryota; Metazoa; Platyhelminthes; Trematoda; Strigeidida; Schistosomatidae.